AGAUCUGACAUUCCAAUCAUCUAUUUGCUCACGUGGUGGGUGAUUCGUUCUCAAAGCGGAGGUUUACUAGUUAAUUAAAUAAAAUAGGCAGUUGAUUUUAAAUAUACCAUGACGAUAUUUCAUGAUGAAGUAGAAAUCGAAGAUUUUGAGUACGAUGAAGAUGAUGAAAUGUAUUACUAUCCAUGCCCAUGUGGCGAUCGUUUUCAGAUAACCAAGGAAGAACUCAUGGCAGGGGAAGAAGUAGCUACGUGUCCCAGCUGUUCUCUUGUUGUAAAAGUCAUAUACGAUUUGGAUAAAUUUAAAGCUGAAGCUGAAGAGAAGAAUAUAGAAGAUAGUGAAAAAGAGACUAUUAAAGCAUAAUUAUGAAUAGAAACACAUUAUUGUGCUUUCAACUCAAAUAUUUUUUGCUACAAAUAGCACUGCAAUUGAAUUAUUGGCUUCCGAAGCUGACAAGGAGAUUGAGAGAAUCAUAUCAAGUUUCCUCUAAUAUAGAACUUUUGGGAAAAGUUCAAUAUUAACACUGUGAUUUUUAAUAUUUAUUAACAUGUACUAAAAAUGUAUAUAUUUAUUAAAAAAUGUAAAAUAAAACAACAAAGGAAUUACAAGUGAUCUAUAUUAACUCCUUAAAAUAUAUUGAUAAAUUAUCUAUAAUGUAUGUGUACAUUUAAUAAAUAUUUAAGAUACAUUAAAGUAAUAUUUUUGACUAGCUAUUACAAACUCCACACUACAGCUGAAUAUUGUUGAUCAGACUUGCACACUACCAAACUUAGAACUCUGUAAAUUACUAUUCAAAAUAACUAUAUAAAACAAAACACUGUUAACUCAAAUAUGAGAUUUCGACUGGUGCAAAUAGCCUGAAGCAAAAUUAUGUAGUUCAACUAACACAUUACACAAUAAUGGUUUAUUAAAAUAUAUAUAUUCCAGUCUAAUCAUAAUUAUUCAACUGUACAAAUCACUACAAAAUAUUGUCAUUAGAAAGAUUUAACAAGUUUUCACUAGCACACAAAUUGCUCACUAUUGCUAAAAUCAGUAUUAAAAAUAUGAAUUGACAGUUGCUGUUCCUGCAAAUAAUUGCAAAUCUGACUAAGGAUCUGUGAAGUGUUUCACGAAAGUAUGUG
This is a messenger RNA of Diatraea saccharalis (sugarcane borer), 1118 nucleotides long. Lineage: Eukaryota; Metazoa; Arthropoda; Insecta; Lepidoptera; Crambidae. The record is from the annotation of a GenBank genome assembly.